AUGCUACAAGAUUGGAAACAACUUGAAGGGUGCGGUAUGGGGAACGUCACCUCGUAUGUAUGCGACGGUGGGAGAGGGCAGUAUAACAGUCCACUUAAGAAUACAUGGAUAAUGGGAUCCAAUCCAAGUACAAGUAAAAAACUAGAAGACACGACGUCUCAGGAGUCAAGUCAGCCUAAGCCACGUGACGAUGAAAAUGACAUGAACUUCGCGCGCUACUAUACUUGGCAUCUCCAACGAGAAGAAUGUGAGCAGGAAGGGCGUAUUGAAGACCACCAAGAUACCUUUGGGAUGAAUGGAAAGUCAGACGUCGAGCAGAGCACAUUUCACCACGAGGACGGAACUAUUUAUAACUGUAUAAUUGACGACGGACAGCGUUACUAUUUCGACUCGAAAGACGAGCAGGUUUGGAAGCCGUUUCCCUCGACGUGGCUGUCGCGAGGAACUCUGGUAGAAGGGACUCACUACGAUGGAGAUGACAUGGUUAGCGACCCUGGUGAAGGAAUCAAGACUCGGAUGCAAUCUCCUUCACCUAAACUAGAGGCCAAUGAAUCAUCUCAGGCGAUGGCGAUGUUGCUUGCCCCGGGAAUGAAGACAUUGCGACAGACAACUAAAUCUCUGAGGAUAGCAACCCAGCAGUUAAAAUACACUUGUCAACAACAUUUCACAGAAAUUAACAACUUAAUACAGGACGCUGCCUUGAAUUUGCCAUCACUGAACUCACCAAUGACGUCACCUAGAAUCACCAAUGACACAUCAGAGACAGAAUUGUUGCGUUCGGCAUACAGAUUAGAGUGUCUGCAGAGAAAGAGUUAUUACAAUAAGCUUCAGGAGACAAAGGGGAACAUCCGGGUAUUCUGUCGUUGUCGCCAACUUGAAGGAGACAAAUCCAACAAAUCAUUUGAGUUGUUGACAGACCAAGAGGUGAUAUGCAAUGACGGACGGACUUUUAAAUUUGAUAAGGUGUUUCCACCGUUUGCAACUCAACAAGAGGUAUUUGAUGAGGUUAUGCCGCUCACCUUGUCGUGUAUAGAUGGAUACAGUCUGUGCGUGGUAGGGUACGGACAAUCAGAUUCAGGUACAACAUACACUCUACUGGGUACGCAGCACGAAGCAGGAAUUGGUAUCAGAGCGAUUGGAGAUAUUUUCAAGAAAUGCUCACAGAAACAUCUGGUGGAUUUUGCAUUCAAGUUUUCAAUGGUCGAAAUAUACAAUGACUGUGUGUACGAUCUUUUGGGAAUGGAUGCACGCUCGAAUUUAACAUUACUGGAUGACCCCAAAUCAAGCAACGAGUUCAUUGCAGAUGGUGUAACUAAGGUAAUCGUCAAAGAUGAUACGGAUGUAAUGAAAAACUUAAUACGAGGAAUCCAUGCCCGAAUUAGCGGAAUCACAUCGACACAUUCUUCAAGUUGUAGAUCCCAUUUGCUGAUAGCUCUACAGAUAGGAGGUGUUAAUAGAAUAUCCGGGGUUACAAGUAAUGGCUCCAUUGCCAUUGUCGAUUUAGCGUGCACGGAAACCAUCCAUAUAGGCAAAGGUGAUAAUUCUGGACAGAGCAUGGUUGAGUCUACCACAGUGCACAAAUCAUUCAUGUCGUUGCAAUUGGUGUUGAAAGCUCUUCGAACAAAGACAGGCACUGUGCCCUUUAAUAAUUCCGUCCUGACCCAGACAUUACGACCAUUUUUUGGACCGGACGCUAAGGUAUGCUUCUUUGCUACUGUCAACCCGGAACAAGAUCACGUGAGUGAAACGUUGAACACGCUAGAAUACGCGUCUACAAUUAUAACGCAAUCAACACCAGGAAGCGAGAAAUGGGACCAACAACGAUGA
Messenger RNA from Saccoglossus kowalevskii, 1827 nucleotides. RefSeq lists its product as uncharacterized. The record is from RefSeq and is a predicted model, not a curated record. Gene Ontology annotation, cellular component: microtubule cytoskeleton. Gene Ontology annotation, molecular function: ATP binding; microtubule motor activity; microtubule binding. Lineage: Eukaryota; Metazoa; Hemichordata; Enteropneusta; Harrimaniidae. Gene Ontology annotation, biological process: microtubule-based movement.